AAUGCGCACUCGAAAGCGCAGAACUUUUCGUUGUACAACAUGAAGUGUGUGGUAAUACUUUUGAUUGUAUCCCUGGGAUUACUGGCCCUGGCUCAUGCGGAUUCGGGCAAGACAAGGUGCCCACGAGCUUGUACCAGGGAUUAUAGGCCUGUUUGUGCCGAAUUGCGCAGGGGUAUAAUACGACCCAUUAUAAGCCGUUGCACUUUCUCCAACAGGUGCGGACUUGACAACCAAAGAUGCAGGACCAAUCAAAAUUGGGUGAUCGUCGAUGAGAGGCGCAAGUGCUGGCGCGAAUCCCCCGAUUGCGAUGAGCUGCGAAAGCAAGCUGAACUUUAAAAACAUUUUUGCCUUAAUAAACCAUAACUUUCCCGCUCAUA
This is a messenger RNA of Drosophila biarmipes, 377 nucleotides long. Its product is annotated as turripeptide Gsg9.2. The record is from RefSeq and is a predicted model, not a curated record. Bases 40 to 336 code for a protein of 98 amino acids. The transcript has 2 exons. Gene Ontology annotation, molecular function: protein binding. NCBI's taxonomy places the organism in Eukaryota, Metazoa, Arthropoda, Insecta, Diptera, Drosophilidae.